Molecule: messenger RNA, 3257 nt
Organism: Sclerotinia trifoliorum
Lineage: Eukaryota; Fungi; Ascomycota; Leotiomycetes; Helotiales; Sclerotiniaceae
Source: the annotation of a GenBank genome assembly
AACAAACAGUAAACCCAAUACAUAAUAUAUCAAAAAGACAAAAUCCAGUCGAACAAAUAAUAACUCCUUCAAUCAAAACUCUCCAAACUCUUCAUCACCAAAGAAACCCCGAGUCCAAACAUCAUACAAAACAAGCGCCCAUGCAUGCAUCACAUUCAACAUGAAACUCCACAACCACUCCAAACGCUUCUCCCACGUUUUAAGUUUGAUUUCAAUCCAGAAUCUCUCUCUCGGUACUAGACAUCAAACAUCAAAUCUAGAUUUUAAUCACUACAGAUUCUCCGAUUGGCCAACCGUAGUAUAUUUUUUAGAAAGGAAAGAGACUAAGUCGUCUGAAAUAUAAACGCAUGAAUGAAGCCCUACGGAAUAAUGGAAAAACCCCUCGGUUUUCUCCUCAAAGGGAAGUAUAGUGGAUGGGACGUAUGAGAUUGUUUGCAAUGCAAAAUCAAAUGGGAAUUUUUAUGCGGCAAGGCGUAGCUAGUUGCUCGUAUGCACCUGUAAGGUUAAGGUUAAUGAAUGUUCGUCUCGAGUGUGAGGGGACUUGAGUUAUUCUAACGGGAUGGAUGGAUGGACCUUGUAUGUAUGCAUUGUCUGUUCAUUUCUCUUGUAUCUUCAACUCUUUUCAUACUAUUAAUCAUAAUCAUGCCUUUGAUUUGAAUCAUUGAUCUCGACUUUUCUUUUUCUUUUCUUCUCUGACUUGGUUUAUCUUUUUAAGUUACCUUACCGCUAGACGGUGGGAUUUUUGGAUUUGUUCCUGAAGUAUUUGUUGUGUUGGUUUAUUUUCAAAGUCAUUCUUUUACUUUUUUGGUGGUGGAUUUGAGAGAUUUUGGGUUAUUCAUUUAUUUGGAGAUUGGGAUUUGAGAUUUGAGAUUCGAGAUUGAGAUUAUAUUUGAGAAGAAAUUAAAGAGAACGGUGGAAGAGAACAAGAGAAAGUUAUUUGGGUUGGUUUAACUUAUCACGAUUUGACCCAAACAAACGAAUUGGAAUAGGGGGAAGGAAAGGGAAAUACAUCAAGAGAUCUGGUUAAAAAAUACCAACCACAAAUCAACAUCGAAACGAUUGAACGAAUUGAAAACUACCCAAUAGUGCGCACGUCAUGGCAUUCAUAACUGAACCACAAUCGGUGCUUCAAAAACCCGCAUAUUCAAGAAGAGGAACUGAUGAAAGUGUGAUUGAUGAUGGGAUGAAGGGAAAAUUAAGAAGAGAUACUGUUAGUGGAAAAUUAAAGUUUUGGUCUGGAAGUGGAAAGAAAAUGGACGACUGGGCAUUAAAAACGGAUGUAGAAUAUGAGAAAGAUGUCGAUUCGACAAAGGAUAUGGAGGAAUGGGAAGAUCUCAAGUUGAGUCAUGAUUCAAGUGCUGAUCCUCUGGUAUGUACUUAUUUCUUUCCUUUCUUCUUGAUUCCUAUUUGGAGUAUAUAAAACAGUAAAGGAUCCAUACUGACAUAAAUAGAAUUGGUCACCCCAACGUAAAACCCUCUCAUUCUUCACACUAUGCCUCGCUUUUUCAAUAGUAGGCAUGCAGCGUCUAAUGUUCGCAUCGGUAAAUGCGGGCAUCACAGCACAAUUUUCCAUCUCUUCUACUCAAACGGCUGCAUUAACAGGCAUCGCAUUCAUCUUGUCAGCAACCAGCAGUCCAUGUUGGGAAAUGUUAAGUAUGAAGCUGGGAAAGAGGCUGAUUUUUAUUUUUGCUGCGGCUUUGAUGUUGGUGGGUAGUUUGUGGAAUAUGUAUGUUAUGAGUUAUGGACAACUCUUGGUAGGGAGAAUGAUGCAGGGAGUGGGAUGGGGAGCUUUUGAGGGAUUGAUUGGAGGGGCGGUGGGAGAAAUGUAUUUUGUGAGUAUUCUUCUCUUUCUGAUGUCGAGGCAGGAAAGUUAUUCAAGACUAGAGAAAAAUUACUGACAAAAAUAGGAAUCACAACUCCCUAUCCGUCUAACCAUCCUCUCAACAAUCGAUGUUUUCUUUACCUGGGGAACCCCUAUUAUCGGUGGAUACCUAAGCCAAACAAUCUAUGGCUACGGAAAUCAAAUCAUGAUCAUGACCAUCAUCCAAACAAUUUCAGUCCUCCUUUUCAUUCUCGCUUUCCCAGAAACAUCCUUCAAUCGGACAUCUCAUCCUACACCUCCACUAUCUCCACCCACAAGAACACUUAAGACCUGGUUAAAAACCUUACAUCCGAUACCAUAUCAUGGAAAUCCAUCUAAAGAAGAAUUAUCCCGACCAAUAAAAGGACUUAUCUCUCCAAUCACCCUCCUCACAUUCAUCUUAUCUUCAUUACCUAUCGCAUCAUCCUACGCCUUCUCAUUAAAUCUCUCAUCUUUCCUCUCCGGAUCCCCUCUAUUCAUCUUCCCAAGCCAAAUAGGAUAUAUAUUCAUCGGACCCUUUCUCCUCUCUACCUUUUCCUAUAGUAUCCUAUCCAUCAUCUCACCCAACAAACCCAACAUCAUCCCUUCUCCCGAAAACCCAAAAACACUCCAAGGAAAAGGAAAAGGAAAAGGAUCCCCAACCAAUGCCCUCCGUAUCGCUAUCCCAGGUCUCAUCCUCUUCGUUACAGGUAUAAUCGCUUUCACACAAUAUGUAUCCACAACCCUCAUUCCCAAAGCCAUGGAACUCAGUCCUACGGUUUUUGUCACCUCAAACUCAGAUACAAAUGUUAGUUUACGAGUUAUUAGCCUCGUAUUCGGUAUACUAGUCUCUGGGGCUACGAUUUUAAGAUUCGCUAUUGAGAGAUAUUUAUCUUUAUCUUCAUCUUCAUCUUCAUCUUCAUUAACGUCUUCAUCCGCAUUCGCAUCAACAAAUCUCCACAAACCCACAAAAAUAGAAAGAAAACCCCUCGGAGAACACACAGCAUACAACACACUACAGAAUUUCCUCACAGGCUUAUUAAUCAUAGCAAUACCGAAGUGUGUAGAAGGCGGCAUGGGAAAUGACAUGGGUGGUGUGAUGGGGUUGAAGGAUACGGGGCUUGGAGUGGGCGUUUUUGGGUUUGUGGGUGGUGUGGGGGUUGUAGCCGGUUUGUGGAUUAUUGGGGGGAGAGGGAGGAGGAUAGGUGGUGAGAUGAUGGGGAGGAGGACGGGUGGGGAUGAGUGGAUGGGGUAUGGGUAUAGAGGUGGGAAUGGGAAUACAGGGCGAGGAUUAGAAGUUUGAUUAGAUGUAUAUUUUAGAAAUUAACCAGAUGAUGAAUUAAAUUAAAUAAAAUUAAAUAAAACAUUUUAAAUACUUAAAAGAAGUUAUAAAACUUAUUAAUAAAACAAAUAAUUA